AGCACUCCGCCCUCUCCGCUCCCAUCGGCCUCACUCCGGACCGGGCACCGGGCAUGGGGCGAGCAGAGAGGGGCUUCGCUGGGUAACUGCACCCCACGGGGGGCUCACACACAUCCGAUUCUGGUUGCGGGAGAGAGAUUACAUACAUCAGUCCUGUUUGCACGCUAUAGCAGUCCUCGCACACAGGAUAAUCCUUUAGGAUUUCCACUAUACCGCAACUCACCCUAUAGCAAUCUCACACACACAACAUCUAAUACCCCACGGAACACACAACUCACCCUACACAACUCGGCAUAUAACACACGCCCCACGAAUCACACCAUAGAUCGCUUGCAACCCACAAGUUGCUCCAUAAAGAAAUCGCAUUCCCUAAUACUAAUCAUUCUAAAAGUCGCCCCUUCUAUAUUUUGCUCACACCGGGGUUCGCAACAUUGGGACCCUGUAUACUUCAGAUCAUCCCAUAUUAACGCACAUAGCUGCACAACCUAUGACGUUAAUUAUAUAUACUCCACAGUCGAUCACAUACCUUAUAACUUACCCCUGUUCAGUUUUAAUACCCCCCGCCCUGCCUACCCUUCAAAAUGAAUCUGUUCAACCCAGAUAGCCUGUGUGAUUGAUCAAUCACUACAGUGCGACAUCGCAUAUUAAUAACCAUUAUUUCACACACCAAGCCAGCUCUGUCAUUCCCCAAAACAUCCCUGAGGGCUGUUGUAUUUUAUCCCAUCCUGUUUGGUCUUACAGAACCGGUCUGCCCAGUUUCUGCAAGCCAGGAAGUCCACAUACGGGGACGGGCAUAGGACCCAAAACACUUGUGACCUCUUCUUACAGCCUCCUUCAUCUUCCAUACACUGUCACUUUCUGUCUGAGCCACAGAAAGAUUCCUAGUCCCCCCACUUAGAAACCGUCAUCAUUUCCAACAGUGUUAUAUGGUAACAUAAAACCCCUUCUUUAACUUGUCUUGCAAUCCAUUAUUGAUUGCCAGGCUUUUUCUAAAGCGAGGACUCAUAACUUAAUAGGACGUAAAACUUCAUCCUUGUGUAGGUUAGGGCUAGGCUCACGAAUUAUAGGAUUUUUUUUUUAAAUUAUAUUUUUUUUGUGCUGGUAUGGCCAUGGUGUCUGGGGGAUGGGGAGACCCCAAUGGUGACACAAAUGGUAUGGGGAAGGGAUACCCUAGAAAUUCUGAAGAAGAGGAAGCCUCGCCUCAAGGUGGAAUGAGUGACCCAGAGCAAGGAGAUGAAGAACGUCCGGGGAUCCAAGUGGACUGUGUGGUGUGUGGAGAUAAGUCAAGCGGCAAACACUAUGGGGUAUUUACCUGUGAAGGCUGCAAAAGUUUCUUUAAAAGAAGUAUCAGAAGGAAUCUCAGCUACACCUGCAGAUCAAAUCGGGACUGUCAGAUAGACCAGCACCAUCGCAACCAGUGUCAAUAUUGCCGUCUGAAGAAGUGCUUCCGAGUGGGCAUGAGGAAAGAAGCUGUCCAGCGAGGUCGUAUACCGCCUGCUCAUUCCAGUGCCAGCCCCACGUCUGUGCCGGGAGGGGGAGAGUAUUUCAAUGGGCAACCUGUCUCUGAGUUAAUUUCCCAGCUGCUCCGUGCAGAGCCAUACCCCGCGUCCCGCUAUGGAUCCCAGUAUGCUCAGCAGGGCAGUGUGAUGGGCAUUGAUAACAUCUGCGAGCUUGCUGCGCGCCUUCUUUUUAGCACUGUGGAAUGGUCCAGGAGCAUUCCAUAUUUUCCAGAGCUGGCUAUGGCAGACCAGGUAUCUCUGCUUCGAUUGAGCUGGAGUGAACUGUUCGUCCUCAAUGCGGCACAGUCUGCCCUUCCGCUCCACAUGGCACCCUUAUUGGCAGCUGCUGGCUUCCAUGCCUCUCCGAUGUCAGCUGACAGGGUUGUGUCCUUUAUGGACCAAAUUCGGGUAUUCCAGGAUCAGGUGGAGAAACUUAACAGACUGCAGGUGGAUUCAGCUGAAUAUGCUUGCCUGAAAGCUAUUGCACUCUUCACUUCAGAUGCCUGUGGCCUCACUGACCCAGCUCAUGUGGAGAGCUUACAGGAGAAAGCCCAAGUGGCUCUUACAGAGUAUGUUCGAGCUCAGUACCCUUCUCAGCCUCAGAGAUUUGGCCGCCUUCUGCUACGCCUACCUGCCCUCAGGGCUGUGCCAGCGUCCCUCAUCUCCCAGCUGUUCUUCAUGAGGCUUGUUGGAAAAACUCCUAUAGAGACACUGAUCAGAGAUAUGCUUCUUUCCGGCAGUACCUUCAAUUGGCCAUAUUCAUCUGGUCAGUAGCGCCACCUGGUGCUUCAUGUCUCUUCAGUUUUUUCCACCACCAUAGCCAUGCAAUACACACUAACAAGGGGCAGCCUGUGUUGCAACCGCCUCUCCUGGAAUUAUGAAGGCACUUCGAAAAUACUGAGAAAUUGUUUCAAAAAGCCCUCUCUAUUUUCUCAGGCAAUAUGGGACACUGGUUAUAGUUGGGGCCUAGGAAAAGCUUCGGGGACCCAGCUCCUAAAAGAGUCAUCGCUUGGGUGGUUGAACAUUUAAACCACUAGGACUAUAGCGGUUUCUGGCAGUUCUAGGUGAUGCUUUAUAACUUGACUUCAUCAGUUUCAGAAGACCUGAUAUCUGUGAGAAAAUGACUCUUCAAUCCACAAUCCAAGUUAACAAUAUUCUGAUUUACUUGUUGCACACUCUCUCUACCUCUGGAAUCUCCACACUUUGUGUCCCAGAAGAAAGAAAAUGAUUUUAACACUACAAUGUGAUCCUUUAAAAUGUGUUAUAUUUGUACUCGGAUAUCUUAUUCUGGAGAACACUUACUGAAAAUCUUUAUAUCACUCAGAGAGAGAUACCUUGAUAUAUUAGGAAAUAACAGGACUCUCCAUUCUUUAUAUGAUAUCUUACUAAAUUCCAAUGCUUCUUAUGGGAAAUAUGUUUAUUGGAUGUUUGCCAAGACAAAGAAUUGUAACCUUUUCACCCUUAUCUUAAAAUCUAAGCCCUCCUGUCUGCAUCACAACUAAGUAUACUUGUAGAAAUCACUUAGCGAUGGGGCAUUUUCUGUGAGGUAUUUUGUCAUCAAACUUGGCUUAUGAAAUAGGUAACUUCCAAGAACAAUGAAAAAAAUAUACUUGAUUCAUACUUAUGUACACAGAGAUUAAAACAGGAUGGGAAAAAAAAAUCUUUAUAUAUACACUAAAUAUUUUUGUUAUGUUUUCUUAAGUUUGGUGUCUCUUAUUUUGACAAACAAAAAAAGUCCCCUUAAAUCUUUAUUUGCCCUCCCUCUCUCUUUGUGCAUUGUAUAGCCCAUGACAAAAGUAUUGUCUAUAUUGUCUUAAACAUCAUUAAGUCCUAGCCUCUGUCUUUUGGUGCCAAAUAUACAUAUUUUUACAAUACAGAGACCGUAUAAUGAACACUUUACAUGGAAAAGCACUGAUCCCACUAAAACACAUAUGUUAAACUUUAAUUAAGGACUGACCCAAUUUGGCUGCAACCUUGUGAUGGCCACAUUCCAAAGCUCCGUUCUUAGGAUGGUUAAGCCGACACACGUAGAUAGAACACAGCUGCGUGUGAAUAAAUGUGAAUAAAACA
Molecule: messenger RNA, 3569 nt
Organism: Spea bombifrons (plains spadefoot toad)
Lineage: Eukaryota; Metazoa; Chordata; Amphibia; Anura; Pelobatidae
Gene: NR2F6
Product: nuclear receptor subfamily 2 group F member 6
Exons: 4
Coding region: 1104-2273 (389 amino acids)
Biological process (GO): negative regulation of transcription by RNA polymerase II; anatomical structure development; cell differentiation
Molecular function (GO): RNA polymerase II cis-regulatory region sequence-specific DNA binding; zinc ion binding; nuclear receptor activity
Source: RefSeq, a predicted model, not a curated record